This is a messenger RNA of Salmo salar (Atlantic salmon), 2578 nucleotides long. NCBI's taxonomy places the organism in Eukaryota, Metazoa, Chordata, Actinopteri, Salmoniformes, Salmonidae. The record is from RefSeq and is a predicted model, not a curated record.
CCUGUAAUACGAAACCAAUAAACUUGUGUUAUCCAUAACAAUAACCUAUCAUUACUUCUCUAAUCAACACAUAUCUGGUUCCAUUUCGGUCCCGGGCUCGUUAGCUCUGACUUGGAUUUGAAAAUCAUUGAUUUGAAGGAACAGGUGAAAACAACAUGGUGGUGAUGAGUGACUUUCUUGGGCUAUUCAGGGGAUAGAUUGAGCCAUGACUAUACGUGACUUAGGUUACUUAGCUACUACAUGAGUUCUUGAGAAUGGAACCCAAAAAGAAAAUAUUUUCCCCUAAAGGUGGCAAGAAGUUAAUACAGAAAGGAAAAGAAGGUACAGGUAAACCGGGGACCAAACCAACAGGCAAAUCACCAAGGAAAAGGCCAUUUAAACCCCACAGUGGAGAAAAGGGCAAGACGUUUGAGAAGACUGGCGGAAAGGGGGCUCCAAAGAAAUUCUUGAACAAAAAACCCACAGAUGGAAAGUACAUCAAACCCACAGAUGGAAAGUUCACCAAAAAGCGAAAAUUCAUACCUGGGAAGGCCAAGGAAGAGGAAGGUUCCGAGGCCAAGAAGCCCAAAUGGGACGAGUUCAAACAGCAGAAAAAGGAGCUGAAACAGAACCGGCAGCAGACUGAAAAAAAGGAGAGUUAUCAAAUAGUGAGCAGAGCCAAGCAAGUGUGGGAGAUGGUCAGAAGGAAAGAUUGCGACAAAGAGAAGAGGAUCAAACUCAUGAAAGAGCUUCAGGAACUUGUGAAAGGAAAGAUAAAAACAAUAGCAUUUGCUCACGACUCCACCAGAGUCCUCCAGUGUUUCAUCCAGUUUGGGACCGACAAGCAAAGACAGGAGGUUUUUGAUGAACUCAAAGAUGAUAUGGUCGAGCUGAGUAAAUCAAAGUAUGCCCGAAAUAUUGUGAAGAAGUUUUUAAUGUAUGGGAGCAAAGAGCAGGUUGCGGGUGUGAUGGUGGGCUUCAAGGGGAAAGUGAGGCAGAUGCUGCGUCACUCGGAGGCGUCGUCGGUGGUGGAGUAUGCUUACAACGACAAGGCCAUCCUCUCCCAGAGACUCAUGCUCACCGAGGAGCUCUACGGAACCACAUUCCAAGUCUUCAAGUCGGCAGUGUGCCCCACGCUAGAGAAGGUGCUGGAGGCGAACCCAGACAAGGUUAAUGGCAUUUUGGAGGAGAUGAAGCAGAUCCUUACCCCCAUGGCCACAAAAGAGGCUGUGAUCAAACAUUCUCUGGUGCAUAAAGUGUUUCUGGACUUCUUCCUGCAUGCCCCAGCCAAACAGAGGACUGAAAUGAUUGAGUCAAUAAGGGAGUCUGUGGUGUAUAUGGCCCACACUCACGACGGAGCUAGAGUAGCAAUGCACUGCCUGUGGCAUGGGACACCUAAGGACAGAAAAGUCAUCAUUAAAACCAUGAAGACCUACAUGGAGAAGUUUGCAAUGGGAGAGUUUGCUUUCUUAGUCCUCAUCGCUGCCUUUGACUGCAUAGACGACACCAAGCUAGUGAAGCAGGCCGUCCUAUCAGAGAUUCUUGCUUCCCUGCCUGAUGUCAUCACUAAUAAGAAUGGAAAGAAAGUUCUGCUGUACCUGCUCAGCCCGCGAGACCCUGCCCACCUGUUACCUGAAAUCAUCCAGGUGCUGGAGAAGGGGGACGGAAACGCCCACAGCAAGAAGGAUGUUGCCCUUCGCCGGAAGGAGCUCCUGGAGGCGGUGUCUCCGCACCUCAUUCAGCACCUGUGUGACCACGCCCGCACCAUGGCAAUGGACAAGGCCUCCAGCGUCACCGUCAGCGACAUUCUGGGGUCCGCCAUUGGGGACCUGCAUCCUGCCAUGGAGGCUGUGGCUGAGCUGGCUGCUGACGACUUCACACCAGGAGGAGUGGCGGGGCAGCUGCACAUGGCUGAACACCCUGCUGGGCACCUGGUGCUCAAAUGGCUGAUUGAACAAGACACCAAGAUGAAGGAGGUUGGGAGAGAAGAGCGUUUCUCCAGGGUCCUGUUGGACAAGGUGGGGAUGGACAAGCUAAAGACGUGGGCUGCAGUGAACCGUGGGGCUAUCGUGCUCUGCUCUCUCCUGAACAGUGCGGAUGAGACUGUUGCAGAGGAGGUCAGGGAGGCAUUGAAGGCCUACACUCCAGAACUACAGAAGAUCCAGAACUGUAAAGGAGUGGAAGUUCUUUUGGAGAAACUGGCCUGAUACAUCUUUCAUGAUGUCUAUCCUCAGAGACAGUCCACCCACUUACUCGUGAUUUCUCACCAACUGGAGUAACAGGUUUUCAUUACUUCACUGGGGGUUUAUGUCGUUUUCUCAUAACUAUCCAUACUGUCCACCCAGUCCAUUGACCUGACCAUCCUGGUGAAAUAGUGUGACGAGGGAAGAACAGAGGAUACUUAUUUGUACUGCAUUUCUUUUGUCCAAAUAAUUCCGAUAUGCUUGUUUGUAAUGCUGUGGUGCAAGUAUUUUAAAGGUAAAAGAUACCCACAUACUGGCAGACAGUGAGUUUGUAUAAUUUGUAACUGACCUGUAUUUUUGUGUUGUGCUAGCUGACUGCGGCGCUGGAAUAAACAGAAAUGUUGGUUGGAACACUA